Messenger RNA from Culicoides brevitarsis, 2603 nucleotides. RefSeq lists its product as uncharacterized. Gene Ontology annotation, molecular function: phosphoric diester hydrolase activity. Gene Ontology annotation, biological process: lipid metabolic process. The transcript is spliced from 2 exons. Bases 1 to 2562 code for a protein of 853 amino acids. Lineage: Eukaryota; Metazoa; Arthropoda; Insecta; Diptera; Ceratopogonidae. The record is from RefSeq and is a predicted model, not a curated record.
AUGUAUCUCUCAUCGAUUACAGUCACGUUAGCAUUUUUAGCUGCAGUGCAGGCAAACGAGCCACUUUUGGACAUUGCCGUCAGUGCAAAAACUCACAAACUGCAACUUGUCUGGGAGAAUUUAUCGAUAAAUGGAACAAUUUUGUUACGUAAUGGCUUCGAAAGUGGGUCUCAGGACCUCGUAAAGCACCAAAUUAACUCAACCGGAGGCUGGAUCACCACAGAAAUCGUCUACAACUACACGCACUUUAAAGAUGUCAUCCAUUCCCAUACAUCCUGUUAUGGUUUUUAUGCCUACUAUUUCACACCAAACUCCGUAAUACCCUUGACCUCAACUUGCAUGAUGGCUUACCCACGUUGGAUGUCAACGAUGAAGCCAUUUAUCGGCGAAAAACGGUUUCGCGAGAUUUUCCUUCCCGGUAGUCACGAUGCUGCCGCCUACAAAUUAAAUUUUAUUCCCGAAAUCGAUGAAAAUGUUGCAAACAAGUACGUUCUCACGCAAGACGAGGACAUUCGUGGACAACUUUUGGCUGGAGUGCGGUAUUUGGAUAUUCGUCCUGCCUAUUAUCCCGUCGGUUCUAUUCGUUUUUGGGUGAAUCACGGGGUUUCGCGAGUGCAGCCAAUGGAACAAGUGCUGCGAGAUGUCUACGAAUUCGUAAAAGAAACGGACGAGAUUGUGAUUGUCGAUUUUCAUCAAUUUCCCGUGGGAUUUACGUCAUACGAAGUGCACCAGAAGCUGAUUGCGUUUGUGAAUGAGACGAUUGGCGAUCAAAUUGUUACGCUGCAAGGCGGAUGGGAAACGUCACUCAAUGAAAUUUGGAUGAAAUCGAAUAAACGGAUAAUUUUGGGGUACAACGACGAACGUGUCGUAUCGGAAUAUUUUCCCUUUGCAUGGCAGGCAAUUCGACAUCGAUGGGCAGAUGUGGAUGACGUUGAAGCAUUGGAAAGUUAUUUGUAUCGCGUGAACGAUGAACCGCAGAAUGGCUGGCGACCCGUCUCGGAUAUGGCACAAAUGACGCCGACGACAAAUGGAGUGAUUCUGGACAAGUACAAGGGCUUACGGAAAAUGGCUGAUACCUCGAAUCCGCAAGUUAGUGCCUGGUAUCGACGUGAUUUAGGACCUAAGGCAAAUAUCGUCUCGCUGGAAUUUCUGAGAGGCACAACUGUUAUUAAGGAUGGGAUGAAAUGGAAUAUGAAUCGUCAUCAUUUUGAAUUGUCUAAAAUUUUUGGAGUAACAGUAAAAGUUGUUGAAAAAAAUAUGAAGCUCCUUACGCUUUCUUUACUGGUGAACAUUUGGCAGUUUUCCGUGGCUUUUGACGAACAAUCCCAAAGUAAAGGUCGUCUCGCGAUCACAAUCAGUGCUCAAAAGCAAAAUAUCGAAAUAUCGUGGUUGGACUUGGAAUUGGUGCCAAACGGAACUGUUACUCUCACGAAUGGUCGUCUCGGAGAACCUACAACGGACGCUCUUCUCCAAAUAAUUCCGUCGGAGCGCAAUGACUGGAUCACUACGGACGUCUACUACAAUUACAGCCACUUUCGCGACAUACUCGACACAAAUACAAAUUGCUACGGCUUCUGGGUCUACUACAUGAAUGUGCACGACCAAACAGUCUACAGUUCGUCAUGUUUGCGCGCCUAUCCACGCUGGAUGAACGAGAUCCGCUCUCACAUCAAAGACUAUCGCUUUCGGGAUUUAUUUAUUCCCGGAUCGCAUGACAGUGCCUCGUACCGCAUGGGAUUCGAUCCGAGACGCAACGAAACUUUAGUUUCCAAAUACACGCUCACACAAGACGAGGAUAUCCGGGGACAAUUAUUGCAUGGCAUCCGCUAUUUGGACUUGCGAAUCGGAUAUUAUCGCCGAGGAAAUCCGCAAUUUUGGGCAAAUCACGGGAUAUCGCGACAACAACCACUGGAAAAUGUGUUGCGAGACAUUUAUGAUUUUGUCACGGAAACAAAUGAAAUUGUGAUUGUAGAUUUCCAGGAGUUUCCCGUAGGAUUUGGGAAAACGCUCGCCAUUCAUCAAAAUCUCGUGGCAUACGUAAAACAGCAAAUUGGCGAUAUGGUCUUGGAUUUAUCCGACACCUGGAGAUCCACUUUUGAGCGUAUUUGGGCACAACCGAAGCGUAUAAUUGUCGGUUACGAUCACUUGGCAGUCGUUGAUGAGUUCCAUUCGUUCACGUGGAUUGCCACACAACAACGAUGGGCAAACAAAGACGACAUUGGCGACUUGAAACGCUUUUUGGUGCGUGUAAAUGACGAAAGUGCGGUGCGUUUCUCGCCGAGACCCGUAACGGACAUGGCAGAAUUGACACCGGAACCGUGGGGCGUCAUUAGCGAUCGAUAUGGCGGACUGCGAAAAAUGGCCGAUGACACGAACAAACUGAUAUCCGAGUGGUACUUUAAGGAUUUUGGACCGACUGCCAAUAUAGUAGCUGUAGAUUUCUUCAGGGGAACAACAAUUGUGCAAACUGCCAUUUAUUGGAAUGUUUAUAGAUCACAAUUCCGAGCAAAUAACACAAAAGCAUCAUCAACUGUCGAUCAUAUUAAGUUUCAUAAAAGAUAAUUUUUUUUCGUAGAAAUAAAGAUCGUUCUCGUUCAUUGACC